AUGCUUGACUUGAUGAAUAGCACGUACGUCCUGUUAAAUUUGAGUUCCUCAUAUCUCCCACAUUCACCGCCAAACUAUCCAUCUGAUGAUGAUUCUGCUAGCUGGGAACUCGGGUUAGCUUCGAUAUCCCUUCUGGAACUCGAGGAAGCAGAUCUCUCCGUAUUCGGCCGCGACCCGUUCAAUACCACGCACACUCAGACCCGUAACUUGUCUCCAAACUCUACUGUAGUCCAGAUUGCCAAUGCCGUCAUGUCGAGCAGACCACCGAGUAUACAGCCUCUCGCAGCGGAUGGAUCCGCCGGUGAUCCAGCGAGCCUGGGAGUGGCGGUCAUGCUAGCUUCCCGCGCGCGGCGAAACGAUCCAGAAUACGCCCAGGCAGCAGCAGCACAGCUCCAUUUCUUGCUAGAGGAGGCACCACGAGCGCCGAGUGGGGCAAUCAGCACGCGUGCAGAUCAAGUCCAGCUGUGGAGCGACUUUGUGUACAUGGCUCUACCUUUUAUUGCCUUCCACGGUGCCAUGAACGAAAACGUGACCGAGCUGCAAGAGGCGAAGCGACAGGCAGGAUUCUACCGUGAUGCACUUCGGGACUCGGAGACAAAAUUAUGGAGACAUAUAGUUCUUGGUAGCUGGAACGAUACAUCAUUUUGGGGCACAGGCAAGUAA
Molecule: messenger RNA, 663 nt
Organism: Serendipita indica DSM 11827
Lineage: Eukaryota; Fungi; Basidiomycota; Agaricomycetes; Sebacinales; Serendipitaceae
Source: the annotation of a GenBank genome assembly